Messenger RNA from Histoplasma capsulatum G186AR, 1222 nucleotides. RefSeq names its product pyridoxine biosynthesis protein pyroA. The coding region runs from base 1 to 963 and encodes 320 amino acids. Gene Ontology annotation, biological process: pyridoxal 5'-phosphate biosynthetic process; amino acid metabolic process; pyridoxine biosynthetic process. Gene Ontology annotation, molecular function: amine-lyase activity. The transcript is spliced from 3 exons. The record is from RefSeq and is a predicted model, not a curated record. Lineage: Eukaryota; Fungi; Ascomycota; Eurotiomycetes; Onygenales; Ajellomycetaceae.
AUGGCACCAGAAAUAUCCACCGGCAGCGAUGCUGUCGCCUCCGCCUCAUCUUCCUCACCUGUCGACUUCAAAGUCAAGGCUGGUCUGGCCCAGAUGUUGAAGGGGGGUGUCAUCAUGGACGUCGUCAAUGCGGAGCAGGCCCGCAUUGCCGAGGAAGCAGGUGCAUGCGCCGUCAUGGCCCUCGAGCGGGUGCCAGCAGAUAUCCGUGCUGAAGGCGGAGUGUCGCGCAUGUCCGACCCAUCGAUGAUAAAGGAGAUCAUGGAAGCCGUGACGAUACCCGUCAUGGCUAAGGCGCGGAUAGGGCAUUUCGUCGAAUGUCAGAUCCUCGAAGCCGUCGGCGUCGACUACAUCGACGAGUCCGAAGUCCUUACCCCAGCCGACCACCUCUAUCACGUCACCAAGCACAACUUCAGAGUGCCCUUCGUCUGUGGCUGCCGGAACCUGGGCGAAGCCCUCCGCCGCAUCUCCGAAGGCGCUGCGAUGAUCCGUACAAAGGGCGAGGCAGGCACAGGCGACGUCGUCGAAGCCGUCUCCCACAUGCGCACCGUGAACAGUCAGAUCGCCAAGGCGCGCUCCAUCCUCCUCUCCUACCCCAACGGCAGUGUUGAGGCGGAAGCGGAGCUGCGUGCCUUCGCGCGCGAGCUGGAGUGUCCCUACGAGCUGCUGCUGGAGACGGCGGAGAAGGGUCGGUUGCCUGUUGUGAACUUUGCGGCGGGAGGCGUUGCGACGCCCGCGGACGCGGCGCUGAUGAUGCAGUUGGGCUGUGACGGCGUGUUUGUCGGGUCGGGGAUUUUCAAAUCUGGCGAUCCGCGGAAGCGGGCUAAAGCGAUUGUCCAGGCUGUGACGCACUUUAAGGAUGCGAAGGCGCUAGCGGAGUUGAGCCAAGGGCUGGGUGAGGCGAUGGUGGGCAUUAGUGUGCGGGAGAUGAGAGACACGGAGAAGUUGGCGACAAGAGGAUGGUGAAAAAAAAGGGGGGACGGGGGAAUUGAAAAAUAGAAAAUACUCGAUGAGUGUGUAGGGGUUUUUGAUACCAAUGAUGGAUGUGUUGGUGAUGUCUUGAUUGCGAUUUCAACUGUGUACUGCACCUUGCGCGCUCGCGUGGGCGUAAGCCGGUGCAAUCUGCUGUUAUUCGGUGGCUGUGUAUGUUCGUGUACAUAUACCUCUAUAUACCUAUAUGUAUCAAGGUUUACGAAUUAAAAUAUAGAUUGCUGGGAGGGAAGGC